Molecule: messenger RNA, 1473 nt
Organism: Aspergillus luchuensis
Lineage: Eukaryota; Fungi; Ascomycota; Eurotiomycetes; Eurotiales; Aspergillaceae
Gene: NPT1
Product: nicotinate phosphoribosyltransferase
Exons: 5
Coding region: 1-1473 (490 amino acids)
Biological process (GO): NAD+ biosynthetic process
Molecular function (GO): nicotinate phosphoribosyltransferase activity
Source: RefSeq, a predicted model, not a curated record
AUGGCUCAAAAUAAUACCCCUCCGCUCCCGGAGGGUAUUUUCUCGUUGCUUGAUACGGAUCUGUACAAAUUGACGAUGCAAUGCGCCGUCCUCAAGUACUUCCCAGAUGUUUAUGUCACAUAUGGUUUCACAAAUCGCACCCCGGAUAUGAAGUUAACGCGGGGUGCUUACAAAUGGCUUCUGGCACAGAUGGAUGCGAUUGCAAAUAUCCGAGUCACGACUGAGGAGAUCGAGUUCCUAAAGAAAUGGUGCCCCUACUUCAACAACGCUUACCUGGACUACCUGACCAACCUCAAGCUCAAGCCGUCAGAACAGAUCGAGAUUCACUUUACGCCGGAGCAGGAUACUGGCAGCGAGGAUGAUCUCGGCAACGUCAACUACGUCAUCAAGGGUUUGUGGGUCGAAACGAUCUUGUAUGAGAUCCCGCUGCUGGCUCUGACAAGUCAGGCCUACUUCAUGUUCACCGAUAAGGACUGGGACUACAGCUGUCAGGAGGACAAGGCAUUCCGGAAAGGAUGUGCGCUGUUGGAGAAUGGUUGCAUAUUUUCCGAGUUCGGCUCUCGAAGACGGCGCGAUUACCACACCCACGAUCUGGUCAUGCAGGGAUUGAUGCAGGCUGCGGAGGAAGGAAAGAAGCAAGGAUGGAAGGGAGUGUUUACCGGCACAAGUAACGUCCACUUUGCCAUGAAGUACGGAGUGGCGCCUGUGGGCACUGUGGCCCAUGAAUGGUACAUGACCAUCGCUGCCAUCACGGACGACUACGAGAACGCGAACGAGAUGGCCCUGCGCUACUGGCUUGGUUGCUUUGGUGAAGGAGUCCUGGGUGUUGCACUCACCGACACAUUCGGCACGCCCGCCUUCCUUGACGCUUUCCGCAAACCCAUUCCUGCUUUCACCAGUGCAGGUGUCGGCGCAGUCUCCACGACCGCCUCCGGACCCGGCACCACGACAGAGUCCGCAGUACAGAGCGAGGCUACUACCAAACCCCCAAUCUCGGCUCCUUUGGUCAACGAUGCGCAAGGCGAACACGCCAACAAGACCUACGCCCAGGUCUACACCGGCGUCCGCCAGGACUCUGGCGACCCCACAUACUUUGUGAAGAUGGUGCGGGACUUCUACGACAGAGAGGGAGUCAAGGACCCGAAGACCAUUGUCUUUUCCGAUUCAUUAGACAUCGAGCACUGCCUUGAAUACAAGGUGAUCGCCGAAGAAGCCGGUUUUAAGCCUGUCUUCGGUGUCGGAACUUUCUUUACUAACGACUUCACGAAUAAAUCCGACGGCCAAAAAUCCAAGCCGCUCAACAUCGUUAUCAAGAUCGCCACCGCUAACGGCCGCCCAGCCGUCAAGCUAAGCGACAACAUGGGCAAGAACACAGGUGACAAGGAGACCGUACAAAGUGUCAAGAAGAAGCUUGGCUACAUUGAGCACCAAUGGGAAGAGGGCGAUGAAAGCAACCGCUGGGCUCGCAAGUAG